AGGAGGAUGGAUGCUGGUCGGCUGCACCUGGGAGUUAUGAAAUGUACACCGUUAACCGAGCUUUUCCAAAAGCAGCUCAGGCGAAGAGGUCCGUCUAAAAUGUUGUACAUGCGCAAAUCUCCUGACCAAACCUCUCAUUGACGCCCGUUACAUCAGAAUCAAGGACAACUGCACAGGACAAUGUUGUUCCUGGAUUUUGGAUGGGAAAGGCUUUUAAAAAUCAUAUCCACCGUUUCACUGAGUCGUGCACAAAAGUGGAGAUCCCCGGCAGUAUGAACCGACGCGAAAAGAGAAGUGGAGCAAUGAGCUCUGUGAUGGCUUGGCUCUUCCAGGAGGGUGGAUGCGGUGAACAUCGCAGGCAUGUGACGUAGGUUAGGAGCUGAGUUCAGUCUGGCAGCCAGCACCCCACCGGGACGCUGUUUGGUCGGUAAUAUGUGCUAGCAAACAUCAGCUGGCUAGUUAGUCGAUUAGCUACAUUUCGAUGGACUGAGAAAGUGAGGCGGGUGCUUUUACUCCGUCGGUAACGUAGGCACUGAUGAUGAAGAAGAAAAAUAUUUCAGCAUAGUCGUACCUUCUUGAUCACUGCCUGUUUUUGUCACUUGGGGGCACAAACUGGAAAGUGAAAAAGACAAAAGGCUUUCCAUAGAGAUGGUUUGGGCCUAAUAGGAGAUCGCAGAGCAACAUGAACCGUGAAGACCGGAAUGUGCUCCGUAUGAAAGAGAGAGAGAGACGUAAUCAGGAGAUCCGGCAGGGUGCGGAGGCCGUCCCAGGGAGCUGCCACCUCUUCCCUGAGCCCUACAAAGUUUCUAGCAAGGAGGAUAAGCUGUCCAGCCGCAUCCAGAGCAUGCUGGGUAAUUACGACGAGAUGAAGGACGUGAUCGGAGAGAAUACGCCCAAGCUCGUCGGCCCCAAAGCCACCGGCUCCGUGUCCCUGGAGGACCGGCCGCAGUUUCCGGAGCGUGUGGCCGGGAAAUGGACCCCAGUGGCCUCAGGAAGCAGCUCGUCCUCCCAGGGCCCGAAGAGGUCUGGCCCGUCAAGCAAAGAGGGCAGCGCCCAGCGGGCCGUGGGGAACCAGAGGCACGAGCGUGACUACAGCGGCGGGAAGAAGGCGAGCAAGCACACGGCAGAGCACGGCAAGGCCCAUGGGCCGAGCCCGGCCAAGGGCCCUCUGAGGCCGCAUGUGGCCGAGCACCACAGCAAAUCCCCACGGGAGCGCGAGCUCAGCUGGGACUCGCCCUCCCGCAUACAGCAUGCCUCCUUCCCCAGCGGGCAGCCCGCCGGCCAGGCCUUCCCGCCGUCACUCAUGUCCAAGCCAGGCCCUGUACAGCAGAAGCCCACGGCCUACGUGCGGCCCAUGGAUGGCCAGGAGAGCUUGGAGCCCAAGGGCGCCUUGGAGAGCUACGGCGGCCAGUCGCACGGCAGCGGCGUGGCCGAGAUGAAGGCCAGCGGCAAGAGCUCCCUGUCCAAGCUUAAGAUCCCCUCGCAGCUGCUGGAGGCCUCUAUGUCAGGGGAUGCCAACUGUGUGGAUGACAUCUUAAAGGAAAUGACUCAGUCUCUGCCCUCGCCUCUGACUGCGAUUCAAACCCCCUGCAAGCCAGAAUCCUCAAAGUUUCCAUUUCCUGCCAAGGGGGCUCAGCUCUCCAGCUUUCCCGGAGGGGGACAGAAGCGACAUGGUUCGGGUUCGAGGUCGGCCUCACAUCAGCCUAAAGGUGGCGACGGCGGCACCUCGACCAAUACACUAAUAAGCGACCUGGAGCUGAGUAGCAGUGAGGAGAGCGACGAGGAGCAAGACCCCAAGGCGGCAGCCAGAAACGAGUCCACGAGCAACCACAGUGAGGGGGCGGACCUGUCCAGGGGCGAGGAAUCCAGUAGCCCCAGUGAAUCGGAGAGCAGCUCUGGCUCGGACAGCGAGAGCGAGAGCAGCUCCAGUGACAGCGAGGCCAACGAGCGCCCCCAUGUGCCCACGCCAGAGCCUGAACCUCCCACCACCAAUAAAUGGCAGCUGGAUAAUUGGCUUCACAAAGUCAACAAGUUCUCGCCAGCCUCUCCGGCAGACGGCAACGUGCCCACCAAGUACAAGAAGGACCCCCGAGACCCAGGUUCGGGGCGGGGCUAUGGUGGCCAGGGCGGAUCCAAGGACUCGGGCGCAUUGGCGCCGAACAGGGACCUGCGGGUGGUGCAGAAGGGCUCAGAGGGUGGCCGGGGAAGACAGCGGUCGCCUGCACAGAGCGAGGGCUGCCCGGUGCAGCGCAGGACCGUGGGGAAGAAGCAGCCCAAGAAGAAUGAGAAGGCGCCCGUGGUGGAGGAGCCCAAGGGCGGCCUGAAGGUGGAGAGCGAGACGCCUCCGGAGAUCCAGCUGCAUCGGCCCAAAGCCGCCACCAAGGGCUCUCGCAAGCCCAGCAUCAAGAAGGAGGCGCGGUCCGUGACCCGCCCGGCUGCCGAGAAGCGGAAGGGCAAAGGCCCGACCAAGCUCAACAAGUCCCGGGAGUUUGUGGAAACGGACACCUCAUCUGAUUCCGAGGAGAACGAGAGCCUGCCGUCAUCAUCCCAGACCCCGAAGUACACAGAGAGCAUCCGCACCCCGGUCUGCAUUCCCUCUCCUGUGGAGAAGGAGGUGCUGUCCCCGCUCAGUGACUCCGACGAGCCCUACCCCAUCCGGCAGGAGCUGCUGGUCCGAAUUGACCUCAGCCUGUUGUCCAGGAUCCCGGGCCGACUGCACCGUGAGCCGGAGCCGCCCAAAGUAGAGCGCGAUACCACCGCCAGCGAAAGGGACGGCAAGGAGUCCCAGAAGCAGCCGGGCGAGAAAUCUUCCGGGAAAGGCAAAAGGAAGCGGAAGAAUGAGGACGAUGCCGUAAAGGGUGACAAGAGGCCCAAGCUGGAUGACAAGAGUUCAUCACAUCACAAAGCCGCCGGCAAAGAGUCUUCCAAGAAGGCUGCAGACAGGAAGGAGGAGCCGGCGCCUUCACCCUCCAUCCCUGGGCUGCAGAAGAUGCCACGGGCAGAGCCAACGAGCCGCAAGCGCACUGCCAGCCAGUCCUCGGCGCCCGUCUCUGGUGGCAACAAGGAGGGCAGCCGCAGUGGCAAGGGGGGCAGCUCGACCUCCAAGCACAGGAAGGGCGAGGACCGGCAGGCCGGGACGGCCAAGGAACCGAAGGAGAAGACCUCCAAGGUCUCUGAUGGCCAGCCUGCUGCUCUGCUGUCCUCAGAAGGUUCAAAGUCCCGAAGAUCAAAACUCACGUUUGAGGACCGACUGCACUCUGCUGACUACUACCUGCAGGAGGCCAAGAAGCUGAAGCACAAUGCCGAUGCACUGAUGGACCGCUUCGAGAAGGCCGUGUACUACCUGGAUGCCGUGGUCUCCUUCAUUGAGUGCGGCAAUGCGCUGGAGAGGAGUGCACAGGAGGCCAAGUCUCCGUUCCCCAUGUACGCCGAAACCGUGGAGCUCAUCAAGUACACAAUGAAGCUGAAGAACUACCUGGCCCCUGACGCCACAUCUGCUGACAAGAGGCUGGCUGUUCUCUGUCUCCGCUGCCAGGCUCUGCUCUACCUGCGGCUCUUUAAGCUGAGGAAGGAGAGUGCCCUCAAGUACUCCAAAACCCUCACCGAGCACUUGAAGAACUCCUUAAGCAAUACUCAGGCUCCUUCCCCUGGAAUGGGAAGUAAAGCGGCGGGAAUGCCGUCCCCUGUGUCCCCCAAGCUGUCCCCGGGCAGCACGAGCAGCCACUCAUCCGGCGCAUCCAACAGCAGCGGCUCCUCCUCUGUCACCAUCCCUCAGCGCAUCCACCAGAUGGCGGCCAGCUACGUGCAGGUCACCUCCAACUUCCUGUAUGCCACCGAGGUGUGGGACCAAGCUGAGCAGGUGGCGAGGGAACAGAAAGAGUUCUUCACUGAGUUGGACAAGGUGAUGUCCCCCUUGAUCUUCAACAGCAGCAGCAUGACGGAGCUGGUCCGCUACACACGGCAGGGCCUGCACUGGCUGCGGCUGGACAGCAAGCCUGCGGCCCAGCGGCCACAGACCCCGCUAUGAGCCCGACGGCGCCCCCGUGUGGCUCUGCAGUGAACUACCGUCUCCUCCAAACUGUACGACAGGUGAAGCCUGCUUCAUUUAGGACGGUUUCCCAGGAAACAGUACAGUACCUGCUUGGUUGAGCCUCUGCAUCACUCUUGUAGCCAAAGUACCUGGUUUAUUUAUUUCAGUUUUUUUUAACCAAAGGUGCUUUCACAUAGGUUUGUCCUUACCUCCGUUGUCUUUUUGUGCCUUGUGUUUUAAAUAUAGGCUUGUUAUUUGUCCCAUACUGCACCACACAUAGUAUUUGCAUCUGGUUAGUAAACACGCCCCCCCCCCCCAUAGGAAACUAGUCCUUAGUUCAUUGGAAGAGUAAUGAGAGCUGUGGUGGUGAAUGUGUAACACUGAGAGUGUCACACCGCAGGGUGUCCCUGCGAGACUGAGGGCGGGAAGUGGGGGGUCGAGAGGUGAGGCGUGUGUCUCAAACACAUGCUGUGCAGACGGCGCAGUGUGCCGAAGUCCGGGGAUGGGCGUUUAGUGCUUUGAUGCCCCGCAGUGCUGCUGGCUGCGCAUUAGCCGAGUCUUAACAUUGUUAUUAACGAAGAUUUUAUGGACCGUUUCAUGGUGAAAUGAUGGGCUAUGAGUUCUAAGUGUUUUUCCUCUUCUAAAAUCCUGCAAUUGAGACCAUACCUUGUACAGUAUUUCAUAAGAAAGAAAAAAAAAAGUCUUGGCGAUGUGUGAUGUUGCUAUCAGAAGCUAAACCUUUAACAGGGGAAAACGUGCACUUGAGUUUUAACUGUUCGCUAGCAUCUUAACAUUUAGAGUAAUGUGAAACCUGCUCGUUUGCCAUGGGUUUUAAUAAUCAUGUAACAGGUUUAUCAUGAAAUAUUUAGGGCUUAACACAGGGUUGAUAUGGACAAUAAAAUGUAAGAUUUGGGUUUUAAAAUAGUUUCGCAAAUUGUCACUGUUUAUUUAUAAUCUGCAAUUAGAUGAUGCAAGACCAUCAAAUUAAAAACCUUUUUUAAAUUUUUUUUUCUAAAGACUGGUACAGUCUUUAUAUAUACCAAACUGAAUGGUGUAUUUCUUAACCAUAUGUCAUAUUGGCUUAACAACAUGUAAAAAUGUAAAUUAAAAAUGAGAAUGCAGGGAUUAAACUGUACGUCAGAGGACGGGGAUACAGGAUGCGGUUUGGAAGCAGAAGAGGAUCCUGCGACCUUUGUGAUUCUCUCGGCACGGACAGCGUGGGGCCACCACUGCUUUGCCACAUUUUGCACUAAAACUUCACCCGUUUCCUGGUCUUUUGGAAACCACCUUCUCCCAGAGCCUCUGAUACAAGUGUAAUCUAUGCAGCCUUUUUUAUUUUCACGUAUUUAAUAAAACACUGGUUUCAGUACAUAUUGUCAGGUGUAUUUUAAGAGGACGUUGAGAGACUUGCCUGCUGUGUGUAGUAAUUGGUGUUUUGCUAACCCCACUUGAUGCCAGGAGUAAAUUAUGGGGUAAAUAAAUGGGGGGGAAAGGGGCAAAAACCAUUAGAUUGUAGUAAACAUAGAAACCUAUUAGAAAUAUUUACGAAAUACGUCCUUCAGUCCUGGGUUACUUAAUUUUGAUUUAAAGUUUGUAAAAGUGCAAAGCACAUCAUGCCUCUUUACAACAUGUAUAAAUCAGUAUCUUAUGAUUUUGAUUUGUAAACAAAUACUAUUAAGUCUAUUAGUAUUGUUGCCUAAAUUGCUCCAGGCAAGACGGUGAAGACUGUUACAAAUGACCACGUCUUAAGGCUUCUGCUUUUCCCUUUUAUGUUGCCGUCUAAUCAUCACUACACUGAAAGUAUUAAUGUUACAUUAACUGCCAAUAGUGUUAGCAGGAUGGGAGAUCCUAGAAAAAGGUCUGUGGAACUGCUGACACUCAAGCAACAUGUCAUCCUGAUUUCUGAACAUUAAAGGGUUCUUAUUUUUUACAGGCUGUCAAAUAGAUCCGUUUUACACAAGGAACAGUGUGAAUGCAGUAUGUCUAUCUGAGGUACUCUUGGGUUCACAUUCUAUUAAGAUGUGCUUGUGAAGUGGGAACUCCAGUGCUGUAUAUUUUUUGUAUUGUAUUAAGAAUAAUAUAUACUGUAACUGUUUCACAUUGUAUUUUAAUGAAAUGUCACAAAAUUGUUUACUGACAUUUUGUACAGUAAAGAUCACCUUUGUAUAA
Molecule: messenger RNA, 6199 nt
Organism: Paramormyrops kingsleyae
Lineage: Eukaryota; Metazoa; Chordata; Actinopteri; Osteoglossiformes; Mormyridae
Product: AF4/FMR2 family member 4-like
Biological process (GO): regulation of gene expression
Cellular component (GO): nucleus; super elongation complex
Source: RefSeq, a predicted model, not a curated record